Messenger RNA from Vanessa tameamea, 7227 nucleotides. Its product is annotated as C3 and PZP-like alpha-2-macroglobulin domain-containing protein 8. The transcript has 26 exons. The record is from RefSeq and is a predicted model, not a curated record. Gene Ontology annotation, cellular component: extracellular region. Lineage: Eukaryota; Metazoa; Arthropoda; Insecta; Lepidoptera; Nymphalidae. Gene Ontology annotation, molecular function: endopeptidase inhibitor activity. Bases 253 to 6003 code for a protein of 1916 amino acids.
CCGGCUACAGAGCGGACGUCUACGCCGGAGUCAAUUCAGGGACCUUGACACGAUUUAGCCCCGCCUGAUACGUAUUAGCAUUCGCGAAUUAUCAAUUCGAUUGAAAUGAUAAUUAUCAGAAGGAUUAUUAAUAAGACGAUAAUUUAAAUUGUAGUGAUUGUUCAGUGUUUUUGGACGUUGAUUAACACGUGGUUCAAAAGGCUAAGGCUGACACAAUACUAUGGUUUGAGAAAAUGCUCUGAUCGUCACAAGAUGGCUGCUAUCGUCGUACUGUUGGCGCUUCAUUUAGCAGUCGCAGCUGCAGGAAACUGUACCACCGGCUUCUCAGUGGUGGCACCGGAGGUUGCUGUCCCGGGAAAAACAACAGCUGUCCUCGUCACUCUGCAUGGCAGAGCUGAAGAUGGAACAUUGGAUCCUCUGAACGUAACAGUCAGACUGGAAACUCAAGAUGCUGAUAAUGAUGUAAAGCUGUUGACCACGGCCAGUCAAAUGAUAACAGGUUAUGGAAUUAUACCGUUGAAGAUACCAUCGUCACCAGCCACUCAUUGCACUCUUCACACCACGGUCGGCUGCGUUGGUAACGACGACUGUACGGCUACAAGUCACAGUGUCAUACGUUUGCUGGGACCAGUUCGGGACGUCAUAGUACGACCAGCCCGACAUCAUUACCAUCCGGGCGAAACAAUUACAUUCUGGAUUCUUGCUUUGGACCACGAUCUGCGCUUGGUGAGACACGAAAUCGCAUACGUCGCUCUCAGUGAUCCAGCUGGAACUAAAGUCGCCAUAUGGGAUCAACUGUCUAUGGAUGAAGGUGUACGAAAACUUAGCGCAAUUCUAGCAGCUGGGGGACGUUCGGGAAAAUGGAGGCUCGAGGCUCACUGUGGCGGAGGUUCAGCUCGUGUGGAUCUCACUGUAGGUUCUGGAUUGGGGAGUGCAACUCCAGCUACACCGGCCGCGGAGCAACACUAUGUGGAAUUAAAGUUCGCUGACAGCAUGCGCAGGAGAUACAAGCCUGGAUUACCAUUUGUUGGUAGAGUUGAAGCAAUGAGUACUGAGAAGAAAGUUCGAGUCCGCGUGAAGCUGUAUGAUGAUAAAACAGACAUCUACAGUCAAGAUAUCGACAUGUCGACCGGAGAAGGCGGAUUCAUCGUGCCAACUGUAAUGGCCGAUGCUCCAUACGUGAACUUACAAGCGGAGUUGGUGGCUGUUGAAGGUAAAGAAAUUGAAACACACUACGUGUUGGCUCGUGAGCGAAUACGUCGUUGGAACUCGACGUCCAAGUGUUAUCUUCUUGUCGAGAACUUGCCGACACCAUUACAGGCUGGUGGCAUAGCAAGCGCGAGUGUGUGGUCAUCUUGUGGAUGUAGACAAAGGUUGCUGGCAGCUGUUACUAGCGGUGGUCGCGCCGUUCACUGGGCCGCUGUUCCCGCACCCAAUCCAACAGACAACAAUGAUUUAUGCCGCUUCAAUUACACGUUUCCCGUGACAGCUGACAUGGCGCCGGUCAGUUCACUGCUCGUCUACUAUGUCACGGAGGCGGGUGAGCCUGUGAGUGACGUCGCUAGCUUCCACGUCCGACUCUUGCACAAGGAGGUAGUGGUAGCGGUAGAAGAACGUCGGUGGUGGUAUCCGAGAGCAGCUCUACAGUUGAGAGUACUAGCUCCUACAGAUUCCUUGAUGUGCUUAAUUGGCGCCCGUGCACCUCCAGAUUCACGUUUCGACGUCCAUCAAACCUCAAGCGAACAUGAGGAGCAGCCUGGCCCAGAAUUCGUGUCAGCUGGGGUAUCGCUAUUCGUUGGUGGCGGAGAGUGUGGUGGUGGCGUCCUCUACCGUCAGAAAACUGCACCUGCUACACAAGCACCGGCUCACCUCGUCCCUCCAGCGACCCAUGAUAGAUUGUGGAUGUGGAAAUGUUUUAACUAUACGACCCAGUUGUCAACCGAUGGAGUAACAAUCGCGGCGCCAUCAGAAGCUGGUCGAUGGUCUCUUUGGGCGCUGUCACUAUCGAACCGUGGUCUUCGCUUCUCAGCUCCAAGGACUAUUAACGUAUUCCGACCGAUACAGCUUGACUUCUCACUCCCGCCGGCGCUGAAGGUCGGCGAGACGGUGGAAGUCGACGUGAAAAUUAAUAACAACAUAAAUAAUUGUAUGGAUGUGACGGCCCUACUAGCGCUUAGCGCAGGCGCAGCUUUCGCAAGUACUGGAGCGCUGUACGUAACAGAACGACUGAGACUCGGGCCUCGUGGAGGAACUCAAUUAGUUGUACGUGUUGCUGUUAAUACUCCGGGGAGGAAAAAUAUUACUGUGGAGGUUACUGGGUAUAGCGCUGACAACUGCUCUGUAUCUUACACGUCGUUCAAUAACGAGACAUUAGUAGGCUCAGUUAUCCGAUCUGCCAGUGUGUUGGUGCUUCCCGAAGGCUUACAUAGAAGUGAUACGCAGAGCGCAUACUUUUGUGCUAAUGAACAUUUAGCUGUCUCGUCUCGUGGUUCAUGGGAGUGGCAAUGGGUAGCUGCUCCACGUAAUAGAGCAGGUUUAGUAUUAGAACUAAGAGCUCAAGGUGCCGCUCACGUUGCGUUAUCAUCAAUCCGAGAACCCUCCGAUGAGAUGUACAGGGUUGUAUUUGAGAGAACUCGUGUGUGGAUUGCUAAAGGAAAACAUGGGUACGACGUUCAUUUAGCAAGUGCGGAACAAACAGAAAGUGACGAUGAAUGUGCUGGUGCUGAUUCCUGGUGCGCUUGGUGGGUAUGGUGGGAAGGAGGUAGAUUGUCGGUGGGUAGAGGAGCUGCUCCGUCUGAAAGAAGACUAUUGGUGUGGCCACUGACUUCUGACAUGAGGAUAAAAUAUGUUGGUUUCAGUGCUUUGUGGGGUUAUAAAGCUGAUUUUAGGAUAUGGAAUUUCAACGAAGAGGCUGGUUUCUCCCAAGUGCUUGAGCUAGGUCUUCCACAUGGCGUAGUUCCUGGAUCAGCUAGUGGAACAUUACUCGUAUCGGGUGGUCUACAUUUACCUCUAUACAGUCUUCAGACGGAUGUUUCUGAUCAAUGGGCAGAUGUUUGGAGAGAUUCGCAAUUAUCAGCUGCAUCUGCUAGCCUGGCGCCCUUAUUAGCUUUAGAACAUAUCCCACAUCUAGUUGAUGAAGCAGAGAGAGAGAGAAUUUUAAAGAAAUUACCGGAACAGGUUCAGAUUCUUCUAUCCUUCCGGAAGAGCGACAAUUCGUUCAGCGAUCAUCCAGCAAUAAGCAGUCACUUAUCAACCAUUAAAAUAUUAGAAAUUCUUAAUAAAAUACAAUCUUACUACCCGAUUGACCCAGCGCUCCUAAAAUCCAUAAAAGACUGGAUUCAAUCUAGGCAAAAUCCAGACGGGUCAUUCACACCUCUGCCAGCCGAUAAAGAAGUUGACUAUUAUCCGGUUGAAAUAAAAAAUGUUAAUAGUACUGACAAAGAAGUUGAUGUAAAUGAGUACUAUUACUAUGAUAGGGAUGGAAACAUGACGCAGGAUGAAAUAGAAUGGGAACGAACGGUUGAAGUUACAGCUGAAACUCUGGUAUCAUUAUUAGAAGUCGGUGUUGAAAAUCAAAUGGAUGCGGAUGUAGCCAAAAAAGCUCAGGAAUAUUUAGAGAAAAAUCUGUACAAUUUGACAUCGCCUGCCGCUUUAGCUGCGACAGUAUUGGCUCUUGUUUUAGCGAGAAGCCCAAUUGUUCCCGAAGCACUAGUAAUCUUACGAAAUGCGUCAACUACCGAAGAAGGAGAGUUUGGUUGGCCAGCUCCAAGGAAAGAUGCUGCUGAUUGGUUACUAGAAGAAACCUCGCGGAAUAUCAAGACUACAUCAUAUGAAGCUGUAACAAUGGAACAAUACGUAGCUGGAGUAAGAGUUCUUCUAGCAGCUUGCGCUCGAGGAGCUCUAGCCGAAGGUGAAGCUGCCGCAAGAUUCCUGUACUACAGAGCUUCAACACUUCAACGUCACCCUAGCCUUGCCUAUACUGCUACAAAAGCAGCUGCACAAUAUGCUGCAUUAGCCCAUGACAGGCAUCGGGCUCUCACAGUAUCACUUGCGACAGCUGGCAUGGAAUUAACCGACACAUUGGAACUGCGAGCUAAAACUCCACCACGUCCUUUGCAGUUACCUGGGCUACCUACAAAAGUCUUCGUAUAUGCCACUGGAGCUGGUUGUGCUACAGUGCAGGGCACAAUAACUUAUUCAACAUACACUCCAAAACCAGAGAAUGCACUUUUAAACAUCCAAUCCGCUAUUAUUGAAGAAAUACGCCCCGAAAGAAGUAGCAUUGAAGAUUUACAAGGAAACUUACCUACGUUAAUUAUUAAAACAUGCUUCAAGUGGAAAGGCAAAGAACGAUCAGGAAUCCUACGUCUUGAAACAUCGCUCUUCUCUGGUUAUGAAUUGCACUCAGUCAAUCCAGUCGUAUUAGAUGGCGCUACUUUCGCUGAUUUGCAUUAUGGUUCAAGAGGCGAAUCUGUAUGGUUCGUUUUUGCUAAUAUUAGUUCAACUUGUCCAGUUUGUGCAACCUUUGAGGCAAGGUCCAAAUUUGUCAUCACUAGCCUUCGACCAGCUUUUGCCAAAAUAUAUCCUUCUAGCAGACCUGACUUAGCCGUCGAAACAUUCUUCCACGCAAAACCAGGAAGUCCAUUACUUCGAGGAAUUACUGAUGAUGACUUCAUAACAUGGUUUGAUAAAACUCAAAUUGCUAGCCUUAAAACUAGCGCAAAUAUUGACAACAUAUGUGAAUGUGGGCGAAUUUGUAGCAGGGAUUAUGAAUUCAGGAAGGAUUAUGAAAAAAUGCAUGAUAUUAAGACUGAGACGACCAGUACUACUACUGAGGUUACUUCCACUGAAUUGUAUACGUCUCAUUCUGGAAGCCCUACGACAUCAACGGAGCAAACAUCAACCACUGCUAAGGAGGAAUACACCACUAACCUCCCUGUUUCUGUAGAAUUUAGGGAUAACCUGAUAAAUAUAUCAAACGUUAGUACAGCGAUUACAACGACUUCUAAGGAUGAGCUAAGUACUAAGAUAUCAGAUGACCCUAUUAUAAUUCCCACUGUAACAUACGUUAAUGAUACAGAUAAUCAGACAACUGAUAAUAAUAUUCAACCAAACAUUCCAAAAAUGAAUGGUGAACUUAUAAUACAAAAAUUACCUAUAAACAAAAAUUAUGGAAAGAAAGCCGAAUCAUAUAAGAAACCCUUGCCAAGGCGAAAAGGCACACUUAAAGCCACUUAUGGUGAUAAACAUGACAAAUUUUUCAUCAAAUCACAACCAAUUGAAGUCGUUUCAAUAAAUAAUUUCACAAAUAUUUCAUUACCACAAAAUAAAACUCGAGAUGGCGACAUUUUGGUGAGUGAGAAAAAUGAAAUUACAACGCAUGAACCAAAAACUUUAGUAAAAGAAAAGCAAGAAUUGUCAAGUACUACCAGCGCAAGUAUUUCCUCAACAAAACAGGAACAGAAACAAAUAAAAGAAAAGGUAGUGUCAGAUGAAAAUAAUAUACAUCCGGGAACUACACCAAUCCCUCACACAAUAACGGCUAUAACGAAGAUUAAUAUUAAAACGAUGAAUUACAGAACAAAGAAACCGAAACCUAAGACGCAAAUAAAAAAACCAAUAAUACAUUUAAAUCAAACGGAAGAAAAACAAAUUGAUGAUAAUAAAACUAUCAAACCUGAACUAGUUGUGAACAAAACUAAAAUUAAAAUCAUUACCGAUAAAUAUAUUGCAAAGCCAUUGAAAUCAAUUAACAAAGAAAUUCACAAAAUACCAUCAGCUCCAGUUUCUGAAACAUCUAAAACCCUUAACAAACCCUUAAAGAUUGAUAUUGCACCUGAAAAUAAAGGUGGUUUUGAGAUAUUAGACAAAAACAAUCUUUGGGAAUUACUAAAAGAGGGUACCGAUCAUAACAGUUCAAAAAUCGAUGAUAAAAUUCAAGAACAUAAUAGAUUAAACGACGUGUCAAAUUUAACACAGAAUAAUAAUAAUCGUUCUUUAUAAGCUCUGUUGUUAUAUAAUAUUUAAGGCACAAAGACAUCUGCAUAUUUUUAUAAUAUUCACUCCCAUAUUAAAAGAAAUUGGUAAAACUAAUAAAAUUCAGGUCAAAUUCCUAGAGCACAUUCAUUGUUGAUUGUUAGAUCGGUAACGUUGCACUAAAUAUUUAUAAUUGUUUAGAAUAAUGUGUGCUGUAAAUAAAGGAGUGAAUGCGUAAUUAGAUGAGGAAAAUACGAAAGUUAUGCGCUGUGACUAUUAAGAUGUGUGUCUGUCUGUAAUAUUCUAAUGCUAAAAGCCUGAAAUAUAUGAAAUAGUAACAUAGAUUUCCAUCUCAAGAGACAAAGUAAGCUUCCAAAUUUUUGAAUUAAUACAAUAACGAGUAGAAACUUUUACGCCUUAAAAUAUAAACAAAGUUUUAAAACGAUGACUCAUGUAAAGCUAAUUAAAAAAAACAUAACUUAGAAUGUGCUAGAGUUGCUGAGUAAGUAAGUUAUCGAAAUUAAUUUUAUCUUAAAACGUAUUGUUACUAAGGAUUUAGUUUUAAACAAUAUCUACAGUAUUAUAUUUAAUAAGAAUUUUUGACUGCAUAUGUUCAAUGGUUGUAAAGAUAUAUAAUUUUUAGUAUAGAAUAAUCUUUAUCCUAAGGUGAAUUUUGUAUAUACUUUCCUAGUUGCCAAGCCCGAUUAAAUAUGAUAGAAAUUUCUAGCUCUACGUCUUCUUAGAUCAUAUUCGUAUUUACCCUCUAGUGAUUGUAUAACAUAGAUUUUAGCAUAAUUAUGCGAUGCCCCAGAAUUUCCAUCCGUCUAAUCUAUUCUUCUGUAUCUAUUGUAUGUAACGUAGUUUCUUAAGUCGGCGCUAAACAUCCGACGACGUUCAACUAAAGCACUGUAUUCACGAUAUUUUGCGAAUACUCGUGCAUAUUUUAUAGUAUUCGUCUCGUCAUGAUGGUAGCAAAGAUUCGUAAGAUGUCAUCGAUAUAUUUGCACGAAUUUUUGCACUGUAUCGGCGCCGGUCUUACUGUAGCUGUUCUUAGAUGCUUAUGUUGUAUUUGUUAGAUUAGAAUUUUAUCUGUUCCUAGUAUAUACUAUCUACCUUAACCUUUAGAGUCUACUCAAUUGCGUCUUUAUAAUGUUACCUAUCUAGUAUUCGGGUUAUUUAGAUUCUAAUUCCUUUUUUUCCCCAAUAGCUUAUAAUUAUUUCGAGAUUUUUUGUAUUACUCUUAUAUUUCAU